AUGGCGGCGGCGAUCCGGUCCCUCCUCCGCAAGGCGGCGCCGUCCCUCGGCCGCGGGUCGCCGGCCCUCGGCCGCAUGUCGCCGGUGGUGCAGGGGCUUUCGCCGGCGGCGCGCCUCCUCUCAACGACGGGGGGACAAGUGGCUUAUUCUGAUGAUGAUAAAACGCUGGCCAAACAGCGUGAGGAAAUAAAGCGCAUGACUGCUGAGUUUGAUGCGAGCAUGCUGGAGAUCCGCAAGAAUUUGGAUGCUAUGGAUGAAAUUGAGAGGCGGAGUGCGGAGGACUAUGAGAAGUUCCGUAAGAAGCUAAACAAUAUUGAGAAAGCAUGCAAUGUUGCUUUGAUCGUGCUGGUGCCUAGCACUGUUCUGCUUUUUAUGUCACUGUAG
Molecule: messenger RNA, 384 nt
Organism: Triticum turgidum subsp. durum (durum wheat)
Lineage: Eukaryota; Viridiplantae; Streptophyta; Magnoliopsida; Poales; Poaceae
Source: the annotation of a GenBank genome assembly